AUUCUCUCUCCUCUAUCUUCAUAAUCCAACAGAUCCAUCAUUUCUUCUCUUCCAAUCGCAUUCACAAUCUCUCUUACAUAUAUAAACUCUCUCCCUUUUUAUACCCCAACUUACAAAUUCUCACUUCAAUCUCUUCCCGCUCUCUCCAAACACACACUUCUUCAUUCAAAUCCCUUCAAUUCAACUCCAAUUUCUCUCAGAUCCAUCAAAAAAAUCAUACAAAAAACAUCCAAAACAAAAAAAAAUUCUUAAUUUUCACUUUUAAGAAUAGCUUAUACAAAUUAAGAGUGAAUAGGAGCUUAUGGCUGACCAAGGAUUGGAAGGGAGCCAACCUGUGGAUUUAUCAAAGCACCCUUCUGGAAUUGUGCCUACUCUUCAAAAUAUUGUGUCAACUGUCAAUUUGGACUGUAAGUUGGAGCUGAAAUCAAUUGCGCUUCAAGCUCGUAAUGCAGAGUACAAUCCCAAGCGUUUUGCUGCUGUGAUUAUGAGGAUCCGGGAACCAAAAACAACAGCACUUAUUUUUGCAUCUGGCAAGAUGGUCUGUACUGGAGCUAAGAGUGAGGUGCAAUCAAAAUUGGCAGCAAGGAAGUAUGCUAGAAUUAUCCAGAAACUGGGUUUCCCCGCUAAGUUUAAGGAUUUUAAGAUUCAGAACAUUGUCGGCUCUUGUGAUGUCAAGUUCCCCAUACGACUCGAGGGUCUUGCAUAUUCCCAUGGUGCUUUCUCAAGUUAUGAACCAGAGUUGUUUCCAGGACUAAUCUAUCGAAUGAAGCAACCCAAGAUAGUAUUGCUUAUAUUCGUAUCUGGGAAAAUUGUUCUGACAGGAGCCAAGGUGAGAGAUGAGACUUACACAGCCUUUGAGAACAUAUAUCCAGUGCUUACUGAAUUCAGGAAAAACCAACAAUGAUUACCGUCAUGAGCAAGAACAAGGUUUUCUGGCAGAGAAGAACGUGGACUGUAGGCUUGAUUGAGCUGUAAAUAUUGAGACAGAAGAUAUUUGGAAUGAGAUAAACUAAGCUGAUUUUGUUCUGCUUGUGAUGGAUCUUGAUUUAGUAUAGUGAAAAAAAAUUGUGUAUUGAGUUCGAAAUUUUCAGAAAAUAUAUUUUAAAGAGGCUGAAAAGGAAGAAAAAAAUGUAGAAGAACUUAAUGAUAAAUUGUUGAGUCCUUUUACUCCUGUUGGCUACCUUAAUUUUAAGUAGGAUUCUUAAAUUUCAUCUAUAGCAUCAAUAAAUUUGUUAUAUAACUGUUGAAUA
Medicago truncatula (barrel medic) is the source of this 1250-nucleotide messenger RNA. RefSeq names its product TATA-box-binding protein. The transcript has 10 exons. Lineage: Eukaryota; Viridiplantae; Streptophyta; Magnoliopsida; Fabales; Fabaceae. The coding region runs from base 302 to 904 and encodes 200 amino acids. Gene Ontology annotation, biological process: DNA-templated transcription initiation. The record is from RefSeq and is a predicted model, not a curated record. Gene Ontology annotation, molecular function: DNA binding.